Molecule: messenger RNA, 2316 nt
Organism: Ceutorhynchus assimilis (cabbage seed weevil)
Lineage: Eukaryota; Metazoa; Arthropoda; Insecta; Coleoptera; Curculionidae
Source: the annotation of a GenBank genome assembly
AUGACGUCCCUUCAAUGCGAUAACAUCCUGCAAGAAGAUCCAAACGAUGGCCUUGGCCCGGAAACUGAAUUCCUGUCGAUGAGCAGCAUUAUGGAAAGUACAAAUUUGAUUUAUGAAACGAUGCGCGAUACCCCACGUCCUGUGGCUGUGCAACGGAAACGUCCACGUUUUACUGGGAGAAUCAAAAGUGCCAAACCUGAUGGUAUCAAAUCAAAGAACCCACUUAGCCUUUUGCCUUCAGUAUCUCAUAUCCCACUGCGAUCGAAACCACAACCAAUAAAGGUUCCUGCUUUAAUCAAAACUGGUUCAUCCUCUAGCUGUAGACCUCUCUCAUUAUCUGCAAGUCGUAAUAAUAAUUGUACUGAUACCAAACACACUUUGGAAGUUCAAUUUAUCAAUAAAAAUAAAAUGUUUUUGCAAAUGAAGCGUGAAUUGAAAGAAAAACAAAUGCCUGUUGUGGAGCUACAUAAAACUUUGAUGAAAAUUAAGACAAAAUUGGAACAAUUUGGAAAAUUUGUUACAUUGGAAAAUAUAGAAAACGUUAAAAGUUUACCACAAGAAGUAACCCAACACAUGAGAAACUAUUUGGAACAAAUACCAAAAACUACGAGGGACGUUUGUAAAAGCUUACUCAGCAGCAGAGAUCAAAUGGUGGAAAUUUUAGAGAAACUAGCUAACUCCGAGUUUAAUCUCUCUGAUGUAUCAACUAAAUUAGAAACUUUAAAAAAUGAAGGUCAAACACUGGAAAGUUCCUUAGAAGCCGUGAUAGCAGGCCAACAAGGAAACAUAAAUGAAUUAGUUGGUAAAUGGGAAUCCCUUUCAAGUUCCAAACAUUCUGAAGAAUUGGAAUUUCAAGGUCAAGAACAUGAGAAACUAAUGCAAGAAUCUAACAAUGUAAUUAAUAAUUUGCAACGCAAAAUGAACGAGCGUAGAGUGGCUUAUGAUAAAUCACAAGCCGAAUUGAAUGGUAAUAUGCAUUCUUUAAGAACUCAAUUACGACAACUUGAAAAUGAUUUACAAAAUGAACGUAAUGACACUAAGCAAAUUAAAAGCAAGCAUACAGCAGAUACUAAAAUGAUUAGAACGAUGAAAGAAAAAAUUAUCGAAUUAGAAAAUAACAAAGUGAUUUCAGAUGCUGCCACUGCUGAUUUGCAAUGGAAACAUACACUUUUACUAGAAAACCUAAAAAAUAAAGAGAGUCAAUGGAACCAAGAAAAACUAGAAAUGGAUAGGACCAUGAACCAACAAGAGGGCAUCUUAAAGCAAAUUGCAUAUGGAAAAACUGAUUAUGACGCAACUUUAGAAGUUAUUGACAGUCAAAAAAGUGAGCUACAGAACGAAAUUGAAUAUUUACGAAAUCAGGUCCGUAAGUUUUAUAAGGAAAGUAAAGAAUCUGCAAAAGAAAGAGACGAAGCACGAGAAAAAUGUGCCGAAUUAACAAAUCACAUCGCAGAUAUUAGAUUUCAAAAUAAGGAAAUUGCGAAUAAAGUUUGCGAUGACAUGAAACACGAUGUUUUCAAAGAAGCUGAACAAGAUCUAGAAAUAAGAGAGCUGAGAGACAAAGUAAUUCGUUUAGAAAGAGAAAAUAGCUUUCUGUUAGAAGAAAGAAUGUCGAUAGAUAAAAAUAAACCUAGUGAAAUGGAGAAAGAAGUUUCAAAACUAGAAGAUUGUAUUUUUAAACAUAAAUUGCUAUUAGAAGAGAGUGAAAAGAAACUAAUGCAAAAAUCCACUGAUAUAUUAAAUUUAAGAUUCGAAAUGCAACAGCUUAAAGAAAGAGAAGAAACUAUUAGCUCAAGUUGCCCUACUGGGCACUUGCAGCAGAUUAUUUAUGAAAGUCAACAUAGGCUCGAUGCAUUACGGAAAAUGACAAUCGAAAAUGAACAAACAUUAGAACAACACACUUAUAUGAUGGAGAAAAAAGACUUAGAAAUAAGUUACUUAAAGAAUUUAGUGCAAUACCGUGCCAAUAUCACUAACCUAUUAAAAGAAAACAGAGAGGAUUUGUUACUUGAAAGAGUAAGUUUGUCCAAAUAUUCUAGCGAAUUGCAAGAGCAUUUGUCAAGCUCAGUUAAAUGUGGCAAAAUGAAAGAAGAGCUGAUUAAAGAAUUACAAGAUAUGAUCGAAUCAAGAGACAUACAAAUGCUGAACAUGGAAAAAGAAAUCGAAGAUCUUGAAUCGAACUUGGUAAUAACAAACGACAAAAGGUUCAAAUUGCAAGAAACUAUCGAGUGGAUGGAGAAGGAAAUACAGUUUACUAAGGCACGCGUUAUUAAACUGACCGAUAUUAAUACUAGAAGUGGACGUAAAAAAAAAUAG